Oncorhynchus kisutch (coho salmon) is the source of this 4209-nucleotide messenger RNA. It is a transcript of the gene kcnmb3, whose product is annotated as potassium calcium-activated channel subfamily M regulatory beta subunit 3. Lineage: Eukaryota; Metazoa; Chordata; Actinopteri; Salmoniformes; Salmonidae. The transcript is spliced from 4 exons. Gene Ontology annotation, cellular component: voltage-gated potassium channel complex; membrane. The record is from RefSeq and is a predicted model, not a curated record. Gene Ontology annotation, molecular function: calcium-activated potassium channel activity; potassium channel regulator activity. Bases 634 to 1494 code for a protein of 286 amino acids. Gene Ontology annotation, biological process: detection of calcium ion; potassium ion transport.
UCAGUGUAUAUAUUUAGAUUGUCAUUGGAUCAGGUUUUCUGUGACAAACACAAAAGCACCAGCUACAUGUAAUACUGAACUAAAUUAGCAUAUACCUCUUUCCAUAACAAUGAGUUUAUCAUGGACAACAAGGUGUGGUGCUGCUAGCUUUGGGUCCAAUGGGAGAUCAUUAGCAUCUUACCCGGCUGUUUCUAUAGAAACUCCUGGGAGCAGGUGGAGAGGCGAGGGGAGGAUGUUUUACGCUCACCUUCUAGCCUUGGCGAACGGCAAACACAGGGAAUUCCCUCCAGUAUAUCUCUGUCAGUACAUAGAGCCGUCAUCAUACAGUCAUCAUGCUGCUUCAUUAAAGAGUAGAGCUGAGGAGAAGAUACUGUAGGACCAUUGGAAAAGCUACUACAGUGUUUUCUCAACCUUUUUUAGUGCCAAGUACCGGCAAGCUAGAUUGUUUCCUCCUUUGGGGAAAACGUACAUUUAAACGAGCACAAAAAAAAGACAAAAUCACCGUCAGCUAGCUGAACAUCUCAGGGACUGCUGAGCAUCAUCCCAGGGACCGGAGCUGGUACUUGGGCCAGAGGUUGACAAACACUGGGCAACCAGACUACAGGAAGUUGUUGGAGUGUUUGAAAAGCAGGAAUGUUCUUGAACACAGCCUCACCUCGGAAGUCUUUUAGCGUCCCCAUUAGCAUCAACCUGCAGGGUGCACGGAGGCGACAGACACGGGAGAUCCUCCACCCUUUGGCGGCGAGGGAGCAGGUGUGGCGGAGAGGAGGGUACGGGUGCGGAGGGGAGAGGGCCAAGGCUCAGGUGAUGGCCUCCAGUGUGGGGGAGGACAGAGCCAUGCUCAUGGGCUUCAGCAUGAUGGCCUUCUCUGUGCUCAUGUACUUUCUGAUCGGGAUCACUCUGGUUAAACCCCACCUAAACAGUGACUGGCAUGAGGAGGCCAGCUGCUUGCUGGUCCAGGUUGAUGUUCUGGAUGAGUGGGCCGACUGCAGAGGGGUCAGCACUGCCCCAUGCCUGAGGGUUCUGGUCAACCUCAGUACCUCUGGACAGAAGGCUCGCCUACACUACGAUGAAGAGUCUGUACUCUUCAACCCUGAGUGUUUCUACAUACCCAAAUGUCAAGUAGACAGGAAAGUCCUUGUGGGCGAAGUGCAGAAAAUCCAAAACACUUUGGAGGAGACACAAGGCAGUGAGUUGAGUUGUCUUUCCGACCCCAGAAAAUACCCAGAGGACACCAUUUUGAAGAGGAAGUACACGUUAGGCCUUGCCCUGUGGUCUCUGCUGUGGCCCAGCUUGAUGCUGGGUGGGGGAGCUCUACUGGUGGGCCUGGUGAAGCUCAACCAGAGACUGGCACACCUCUGUACGGAGCUGGGUAAUGAGGUGGCAGGGGGUAGGCUGACAACGAUGACAAAUACCCAAGGCAAACUCUAUCAGCUCCUUAGGUGGUCUGGCUCUGGACAGCACUCACCUAUGCAGGAUGACUCAGUGAAGUGAUAGCUGACAGUGGCUGUGCUCCAAUAUGCAAUAAGUGUACUACAAUGUGUAUUGAAUAUAGCCAGUGAAAGGACAUGGAGAUAACAUACUGUGUAGGUGAUCCCCACUGUAAGGGAGUCUAUGGGUUGAUGUAGUAGGAAAUGGAAAUAAUUAUGUUAUCCACCUUGUCCUGGAUUUUUUUAAAUAGAUAUGCACAAGGGCUGCAGGGAAUCCCACUGUAUGACUGAAUAGUAGUGGAGGCUGGCUCAUAAUAAUGGCUGGAACUGAGCGAAUGGAAUACCAUUCUAGCCAUUACCACUAGCCCCUUCUCCCCAAUUAAGGUGGCACCAACCACCUGUGCUGAAUAAGCUGACUUGAAGGUACUUUUUCCUGGUAUGGUUAGUCGAAGCAGGUACUAUAAUCAACUAGCCGCAUUUCUCUGUCAAUAUAUGGGGACGAGGUUAGAUAUUACUGAAACGAUGUAGGAUUAACUGAGUUUUUAUAUUGUCCUUUUUAAAUAUCAUGGCAUGGCAAAUGGAUAAUAAGAAAUUAAAUGCAUUGGUUCUCAAAAUAUGAGACAGGGAUACAGAGAUUUUUUAUUUUUAUUAAACAGUACAAUGAGUGAAUGAAUACAGGAUUCUUUCCAGACAUGGUAAAAUGAAUGAGUAUGAAAGAUUAAUUAGUGCAUACUACAGGUCAAACAAUAUUUACAAAGAUGAAUAGUUAGAUAAGAAUAUCAGCUUUAAAAACAUGCAGGAUAGCUUUUCACCAUUGUGCUUUUACACUGUACUCAGUCAGAGCAGCAGACCUUCAGUGAAACUCCACUAGAUACAUUUUCCUCCUUCAUUCAUUCGUCACUCGUUUCUCAUUUCAACGACAACAAGCUGUCUACUGGGGUGUAAAAGGAUGUAUUAUGCAUAAGUCCAAUGUUUUUGGGAGGGUUAGCGAUUAUAUUUUGAGUUUGUCUACAUUUAGAAUACAAAAAUAUAUUACCUCUAGAGUUAUUCAAGGAAAGUGAUUUGCACAAAGUAGCAGUUCUCUUCAUGGUGUGCCAUUGUACCUCACCAGUAACAAAAAAGGUCAUUAACAUGAACUUCAAGUAAACACUAGUAAGAGAAAAGGAUGACAUUUCCCACAGCAAAAAUGAAAAGAAACAUUUAUGAUAGCUCUUGCAUAGUGUAUGUACUAUGGGUAUUGUAGUUGUCUCGUUUUGACUGGGUCCUGCCCAACAGUCUGUAACCUGUACAGAAACACGCACAGUAAAUCAUUUGGUGAAGCUGGCAUACAACUGACUAAUAACCUAGUACUAUGCAAUGAGCAAACUGCAGGAUCCACACUUACAAGGGAAGUUGUUCGGGGAAGGGAACAGAAAAAGACACUUAAAGGGAAAACCACAUUCACAUCAGUAAAAAGAAGAAAACUUUACUGUAUAGGGAGUUCAUAUGAAAAGAGAAUGCUGAGGAAGUCUGGAAUAGUGUCUAAUCUAUACAUACUUGAAUUUUAUAAAGACAGGGUGAAGCAAAUUCCAAUUCAGUUGGAGAGAAAAAAAAUUGGUUUCAAACGCUUCCUAAAAUGUCUGUUUAGAUGUUUCACUGAUAGUUUUCCGACCUGUGGGUUGUUUCUUUUCAUUAGUUUCCUAAAGUGAAAGGCAGGGUACAAUAGCCUUUUUUCAGUUCUUCCAGAGUCACCCUGUUAGGAAAGAGAAGUGAUACUGUCACAGUGCAUAAUUGUACAUUUGUCUCCUGUGUACUGUCUGUACAUAGUUGAGACACCCUUAAUGCCGUGUAUAUGCACAAUUCAGAGAUACUCCCAUCUCUUGACCCUACUUUGCCUUGACACCAGUAUUACAAGUCUAUAGUACAGUACAUAAAUAUCACAAUUUGCAUAGUGUAACAGCACGGCAUUCUAUAACAUUGCACAUCCUUUUCGCCCCCCCCUCCCCCUUUCCCUUUAAAAACAAAGCAACCAAUAAAAACAGAACGAGGAUGAAUUUGAAUAUCUAUUUCAUCUGGGUGUCGCAAAAGGACUUUACAGUUCUUUUCUGUCGGUCAUCCAAAACGUCUGCGUUGCAGCCAACGGUGCUGGACGGCAGCCAUUUUGCACCUGAAUGCUCCACACGCGUCGUAACACUGACAAACAAAUACAAAUGUUAGAGAUCAGUGCUACACAGAAGAUACACAGGGAUUGGAAUAGUAGUGACUCAUUCCCACGGUAAGACCGAUACCUAAGCUGUCGGGGGUGUGUGUGUGUGUGAGAGAGAUAUAUUUUAGUACUUUGGCUCAGUAGAAAAUAAAGACUCAGAAUAAUGUGCACAGUAUGGAUAAGAGACCAUUGGGAUACUUCUGUACAAAAUGUCAUACUUGAGGUCACGAAACAUGACUGUUUCAAUCGGAGGGGACACUGUGUAAUCGUCACUUGAGAUCAAACAUGGGUCAGAAAGUUCUGCUUGCUAGCCUUAAAAUUGACAGCAGACGAUGAACGGACAUCCUCGUGUCUGUUAACCAUGCACCACUGGGAUUUAACAAUGCUGGUGGUAUUCUGGGUAGUGUUCAUUGGGCUCCAAGCGGAAGAAAACAGACUGCCAUGAUUUGUCCAAUAAGAAACAAUUGUUCACUUUCUGUUGCAUGCCCUAAUGAACAUGACCCUGGGCAGGCCUUCAUGGUGUCCUGGCGUGCUAGCAGAAUGUAGGCUAGAGAUCCACUCUGUCCAUAGUAAACUAGUGGAUGGGGUACGCUA